AUGGGGGGCGGAGGAAAGGAAAUCAAAGCUGCCGCAGCUGAAGGGUGUGCGAGCACGCUGGGGAAGAGCCGAGGAGCCGCAGGACAGGAUAGCAGCGGGAAGCCCGGCGGCCUCGAGAAGCCCGGCCUCGGGAAGCUCGGCUGCGGCGGGGACCGCUGCCCGCGGCGGGCCGGGCCGGUCGGCUUCGCGCUGGCCGCGCUCCUCUCGGCGCUGGCCGCGGCCUCCUGCGUCUACCUGGGCGUGCGGACCAGCGACCUCCAGGCCAGGGUCGCGGCCAUCGAAGGCGCCCGAGGGGGCUUCUCUGCCGCCGCCCCGCCGCUGCCCGGCUUUUCCUUGGAGCAGCUGAACGCGAUGAUGCAGGAGAAAGUGGAGCGACUUCUCGCCCAGAAAUCCUACGAGCACUUCGCAAAAAUACGAGUAGCGAGAGAAGCGGCUCCAGAGUGCAACUGCCCACCAGGUCCUCCAGGGAAAAGAGGUAAGCGGGGAAGAAGAGGAGAGACCGGACCUCCUGGUCAGCCUGGUCCUCAAGGCCCUCCUGGUCCAAAAGGCGAGAAGGGAGAUCAAGGUGAUCAGGGCCCUCGGAUGGUGUUUCCUAAAAUCAAUCAUGGGUUUCUCUCUGCUGAUCAGCAGCUCAUUAAACGCCGCCUCAUUAAGGGGGACCAAGGACAAGCUGGACCCCCUGGACCUCCAGGGCCACCAGGACCCAGAGGUCCCCCAGGAGAUACUGGCAAAGAUGGUCCUCGUGGGAUGCCUGGCUUAACGGGUGAGCCAGGAAAACCAGGAGAACAAGGAUUGACAGGACCUCAAGGGCCUCCAGGACAAAAGGGUUCUGUCGGAGUGCCUGGUGUUCCAGGGAGAGAUGGACAAGUGGGUGAACCUGGCUUGCCUGGCAUAGCAGGAGAGAAGGGAGAAGCAGGGCUCAAGGGUGACCCUGGAGAAAGAGGAGAAAAGGGAGAUGCUGGCGAGAAUGGACUGAAGGGCGACACAGGAAAAAAGGGUGACCCUGGCUCUUCUGCGGCUGGAAUUAAGGGUGAACCUGGUGAAGCUGGACGGCCUGGACAAAAGGGUGAACCAGGCCUUCCUGGGCUUCCUGGACUCCCUGGAAUAAAGGGUGAACCAGGUUUCAUUGGUCCACAGGGAGAACCUGGGUUGCCAGGGCUACCAGGAACAAAGGGUGACAGAGGAGAGGCAGGCCCUGUUGGGAAGGGUGAGAGAGGUGAACCUGGAAUCCCUGGACCAAAGGGGAAAACAGGUGAACCUGGAUCUAGAGGCCCUAAAGGGUCAAAGGGUGAUACAGGUGAGAGAGGUGACACAGGGUCUGCAGGUCCACGGGGACCACCUGGACAGAAGGGCGACCAAGGUGCAACAGAGAUAAUUGAUUAUAAUGGCAAUAUCCACGAAGCUCUGCAGAGGAUUGCCACCCUGACUGUCACGGGACCACCAGGACCACCAGGACCCCAAGGACUGCAAGGGUCAAAGGGUGAGCCAGGAUCCCCAGGAACUCCAGGAGUUGAUGGAGAGCAGGGUCCUAAGGGCUCAAAAGGAGACACAGGUGAUCCUGGAAUGCCUGGAGAAAAAGGGGGAAUUGGACUGCCUGGCCUACCAGGAGCCAAUGGUGUGAAAGGCGAAAAAGGAGAUGUUGGUUUGCCUGGUGCCCAAGGUCCUUCAAUGAUAGGACCACCUGGACCACCGGGGCCACAUGGUCCUCCAGGCCCUAUGGGACCUCAUGGACUACCUGGCCCAAAGGGAGCAUCUGGCUUAGACGGAAAGCCAGGAGCCCGGGGUAUAGAUGGCCCAGUUGGUCCCCAUGGCCCUGCAGGUCCCAAAGGAGAGAGAGGUGAGAAGGGAACUGUAGGUGACCCUGGACCCAGAGGACCAUAUGGCUUGCCUGGCAAGGACGGCGAGCCUGGCCUUGAUGGUUUCCCUGGUCCUCGAGGAGAAAAGGGUGAUAUAGGAGAAAAGGGAGAAAAGGGUUUCCGUGGAAUUAAGGGGGAAAAGGGGGAGCCAGGCCAGCCUGGCCUGGAUGGGCUGGAUGCCCCUUGCCAAUUGGGUCCCGAUGGAUUACCAAUGCCUGGCUGUUGGCAAAAGUGAUGAAUCUAACCUUAAAAGCAUGAAGUUGUGUAUAUAGUGCUCCACUUUUUUAUUUAUAGUUGAGAACUGAAAAUUUGAUUUUACAAGUCUGAGAUAUGUUUACAUGUAGCUGCUUCUACUUGUUUGCAAUAGUCCAUACAUACAUUUUUUUUCACCUACAUCUGCAGUGAGAUGAUACAAUAACUGCAGGAUAAACCUGCAGAGAUUGUCUCUCUAAUGGGAGAGACCUCAGAAGAAUGAUCGAUAAUAGAAACUAAUUCUUCUGUAAAUUCUUAUAUUUUGGCUUGUGGAUAUGCAUGGACAAUGAGUGCCAUGAACCAGUUUACAAGAAAAUGUGACCAAAUAAGAGCAAAAUGCUAUGAAAUGUACUGUACCAGCUGCUGUUGGAGUUUACUCACUUGGCUUCCAUGUCCAUCUUAAACACAUCACUGAUUCAUGACCCCCUAUCUGCUCAUAUGAACUAAAAGCAUGAGUUUGU
Messenger RNA from Sturnus vulgaris (Common starling), 2569 nucleotides. Lineage: Eukaryota; Metazoa; Chordata; Aves; Passeriformes; Sturnidae. The record is from RefSeq and is a predicted model, not a curated record.